Physella acuta is the source of this 8465-nucleotide messenger RNA. RefSeq lists its product as uncharacterized. The record is from RefSeq and is a predicted model, not a curated record. Lineage: Eukaryota; Metazoa; Mollusca; Gastropoda; Physidae.
GAAUGGGGACAAGGGCUACAAUUUGCCCGUCAUUUUUGGCAGGCUAUUUAUUAUGAACAGUGCGCGUUGCGGUGCACGGAAGGCAACCUAGUGAAAGCAGGUCAGAACAGCGUGUGGUGUGUCGCACGUUGCCGCGGUGUGCUGCUAGCCCCAGUGUGGAUGACGGGAGUCCAAUGCCGGUUAAACUGAGGACAGCGCGCGCUGGUCGCGAGGACGGGAUCUGAAAAAAUCAACAGUGUUGUAGAUGUGUCAUAUGCCCAGCCUACACUGUUAUUACUGAUAGCGGGCUCUCAUUGUGGACCGUUCGCCCUGUUAUCUCAUUGAAUUCGCUGGCUUACUACAAACUGGAUUAUUAUUUAUUUAUCGAGUUUCAUCACAUACCGUCUGUUUCAUCGAUUAUUUUUUUUUUUUACAUUCGUGCUUAAAAGAGUAAAACCGAUAAUGUGGUUAGGCUAGGGAAGCUACCAGGCUAAACUGGGAAGGAGAAGCGGCUUGUAGCGAAACUACACACGGCCAAAAUGGCGCACGCUGUGACGUCGACAUGUGUCGGGAUGCACUUUUAGCGCGCCUGGUUCAUGGGAUUUAUCCACAGCAGCUCUGUCAAACAAGACGGCGUUAGGAUUUCUACAUCAAAAUUUGUGUUGUUAGUGGAGACACGAUCAGGGACGGAUACAGGCAGGUGUAGAGGAUCAUGGGACAGCAGAUGUCAGCUGCUGCUGCCGCUGAGGGGGUGGGGCAGGGCGCCUCCAUCUCCCACCACAGUUCCACACCUCCAGAGUUCCAGACCAAGUCAGACAAUGUCGAGGCCGGGCGGCCGCACCCCAACCCUGCCUGGAGGAACAUGUACAGCGCCAAGGGGGACCACGUGGCCCCCAGCGCCCUGGCGGACAGCGGAAAAAAUAAAAUAGAUGCUGACGCCAGCCGAAUGUCCAUCCGUGCCGCCAUCGACUCAUUCAUAGAAAACUGUUUAUCGUCCAGUAAUGAUUUUUCUCCUGGCGACAAAAAAGAUGGACAGUCCGGCUCGGCUGAAGGGGAGUUAAUGAACGGAGAACGGAAAAUUAACGACGAUUCCAGACAUUCUGAGUUAUCCAAGGACGGCUCAUUUAGCCAGACGGAGAGUCAGUGUUCAGACUGCACGGAUAAGUGUUCACAGGACAACGACCUUGAGAUGGAGGAGAAGCAACUGGUCAUUGACUGCACGGACAGCAGCACUAACAACAUGGAUGACCAGGCUCUGGAAAAAUCCGAUCACGCUGUCGAGGUUAAAAAUGAGAAGUUAAAAGACUCUAAGAAAGACAUGGCGCCAGGCGGAGCUGAUGCUGCUCACUCCCAUUCCUCCAAUGAUAAACAGUCGUUCUCCGCCUACCUGCAGGAUAAGCUGAAAAAAGUGGAUAUAGAUAAACACGAGGAGUUAAACCAACUGGCCCAAAACAAGGACAUCCAUGGCCAGAUUCUCAUGUGGGAAAUGACCAAAAAACCACCAUCUUGUCCGGAGAAUGUGGACUCCGCACCAGGUCCGAGUCCGGUGCGAUUACAAACCUUGAUCGACAAAGUGCUGGAUAGUUCUUUAAACAACCAAGAUCUGACACCUUCAGCCAAUAUACAAAAAAGUAAAGAAGAUGAUAUAAAGAAACCACCCGAUUCUGAUAAAAGUUUAAAGGAGAAACAGAACGAGAAGGAUAAUCGUAUGGAGUUAAGUUCGUCAGUGUAUUCUAAGCCCAAGCAAGAUGCGGCAGUGAGUGAGAAAAGUGAAGCGACCAACAAACCAGCUAAAAGUACUCUCUGUUUCAAGGAUCAUAUAGAGAAGGUUCUACUAGAAAGUUUUCUAUCUUACGAAGAAGAAGAACGUAGAGAAGCCUUGAAAAGGGGAGAAAACCCUGAUAAGCAGAGUCCUGUGAUUACCAUAGAGACGGAUACUGAGAGACAGGCUGCUAGGAGAGAGGCUAUGAAACCAGGUCCUGAUAGGACUAUCAGCGUGCAGGACAUUGUUGAUCGUGUCAUCAGUGAGACGGAUGUCAUCAGUAAGCUGAUGACGUCCGCUACAACUGACGGAAAGCCGGCUGCCACUGAGGUUGUGGCGCCUGUCGCCACCAGCGCAGCUUCCCCACACCCUGCGUUGAAGUACGCCACUACACAGAACAAGGCAUUGCUGGAGGCUCAGAAACAUGCAGUUCAGAAAGAGCAUCACAGUGCAAAUAUAGGCAGAAAGAGGGGCCGACCUCGGCUGGGGAGUCCCAUGAACAACCCCGGGGUAUGGUUAAUCCCAGAUAAGGACGGUAAACCCAUCUACGCUGACCACAGAAACAGGGACCUCCGCAAUGCUAACCAUAUUGAUAGGGCCAACGGGUCCACCGGUCACCCCCGUCAAGGUCCGCCCCCUCUAGACUACGCUCCGCACGGGUCUCACAACUACGGACCCAUGGGAUUACCUACAAUAGUGGCUUCUAAAUCUUCUUCCAUGAUGUUUCACCAGCGCCACCACCCAUCUCAGGUGAGGGUUUCUGCCGAACAAGCCCAGGUGAACGCCGCCCAGAGCAUGUCCAGUGCGGCUUCCAUGUACCACCAGCACACCCAGGACACAUUCCAGCAGAGGAGUCAGCAGCUGUCUGCUUCUGCCCAGCAGCGGAGUCAGCACCCAGGUCACUCGGCCAAACCGCCCCCGCCCCUCAUUCUAGCUGACCACCUGGGGGACAGCUCUGGGAACAGCAUGAGCAGGUUGGUGCAGGUGUCCCACAUCCCCACCAAGACCUGCUCCUGCCACAGCUGCAUCGCCCACUUCUCUCGGGAGAAAUCUCCAUCCCGCUCCGCCGCCCCGCAUCAUUUACGCCACCCGGGGAAACCUGACCCCGCUCCUCACCCUUCACUCUACCACCCAUACCAAACCCAAAGACAUGGCGCCAAAGAAUAUUACCCUCACCAGGUCCCGUCAGGCAAUGAAUCUCUCCGACAAACAGUCCCAUCACAGACUCUGUCCCAGCAGGCCAUGAUACCCAACUACCCACCAGCUCACCGCCAACACGACGCACCCACAAACCAACCCCAGAUGACGCGGGAGAGCACGGCUCGUUACUACGAUCCCAAAACCAGAAACCCUUCUCCUGGGCAUUAUCUUCCAUACCCGAACCAACUCCAACCAUCCAGUUUACCAAAAUCUACAGAAAGCUUAUACGCUGAAUCAGACCGACACCGUCACCCCCAAAUUCCAGAUCAUUACGAAGCUGUGGUUCCUCGGAGAGAAGUCCCCCGCGAGAAACACCCCCAGCCUGUAGCUUUGAGCGUGUCUAAGGUGGUUCCACCCCUUCAUGUCCUGCCACAAGAACCUGCUGCAGCUUCUGAGGGUGAUCAGCCCCUGGAUUUGUCUGUGAAGCCCACCCCAGCCCACAGUAGGGAGACCAGGAACAAGCCCAGUGACCACCAUGUUGAGAUGACCAGACACGAGGCAGAUUCAAGGUCCUACAGAUCUGGGGCUGCUGAAGUUCCUGCCAAGGGUCAAGGUCACUACAUUGAAUACGAACAGCGGGCGUCGUCUGGCCACCACCUCCAGAGGCUGGAGAACAGCGUGGACAGAUACCUGCCACAGCCGCACUACCCCAGCACGCCCAAGCUCAGCCCCCAGGACACCAGGCACAGCUCAGUGCACCAGUCCUCACCCCUGCUCCAGCCGCCAGAGUCUCCGGGUCUUCGCGGGCUUCACCCCGCCCAGUCUCCAGUCGGCACCGCCUACCUUGCUCCACAUUCUCGGGCGUCCCCCUCCCACACCCCGCAGCGAGCAGUUGCGCCCUCACCAAACAACAGCCUCUACCAGCCCAGCACCUCGCCCAGCGUUGGACCACUUUACCUAACCUCUGCGUCAAAACCUGCCCCGUCCACUUUCCAAAGACCACCCAGUCACGGAGCGGAUGACCAACGUAUAGGACAAAUCCAACCCCAUCCACAAAGCAGUCCUUCACCGGAUGACGCAGAAGCACAGAGACUUGGUGUGUCUAAACACGAGCCCAUACAAAACAUCAUUGGACACCAUCCCCCUAGUGACAUCCUUUACCUCAUAUGUAAACUAUGUCGCCAGACAUACGGGAGCCCUUACGGCUUCAGAAAACACUUCAGGAACCAGCAUGGGUUUGAACCCAAAGCCGAGCACACGCUUGUCCAGACUAUAUCAGCCACCAAGACGGCUAUGGCGCAUACAGUUCCAGGGGACGAGAAACCUCACUCCCCAAUGGACGAGCACAACACAUUCGACGAGGUUCACUACCAACACAGAGAUUCUAGCUCUGGGGGCUACAACUACGACGAGGCCAAGAAAGACCUGCCGGAGAACACAAAAUUUCUUGAGUGCCCGGAGUGUGGUCAAACGUUCCAGUUGAAUGAUUUUGGAUCUUAUAAAAGACACUGUCGGCAGCACAACCUUCACCGGAGCAGCGGUCCCUUUGCUUGCCAUGACUGCCAGAAGUCGUUUCCGGAGCCGAAUUUACUCCAGGAGCAUCUCUCCACUCACAGUAACUUCACGCAAAGCGUCUGCGGAAUUUGUCGGACAUUUUUUUCUUCUCCGUACUACCUGGCUGAGCACCUUCAAGCUGCUCACGGUCAUGUGUACAACAGCGACGACCGCAGCUCUGACUGUCCGGAUAAAAAGCCAUCGGAUGAUCUUAUCCUGCGGAAAACUGAUCCGGCUAAAAGUGUUGAGAAUUCUUCAUCCCAGCAGCCUUCACUGACCACUGGUCAUCCAUUACCGCUGUCGAAGCGCCACCGGCAUUACUCCCCAGCAGAUUCCCAGUUGUUUACAGUUCACACACCUAAAGGCCUGGAGGUCCAGAAGCUUCCGGCGGACGCUGUGGUGACCACCGCUAGCCCAGACAGCAGCUACGAUGAUGCCAGGUUCCAACUGGACUCGCAGCCAGCCAGUUCUGGUACUCAGAAAAUGGCAGCAGCUGAAGGAAUAAACACGGAGAACGAUUCAGCCGUCAAACGGCUGAGCGCGGAUUCUAAGCCAAUUCAGAACGACAAAGCUCCAAACAAGGAAGAGAAUGAGUCCAAUUCAUCUUAUGAAUCUAACAAGGAGGGUUCGCGUACCUCCUCUCCUGGUGCUGAGGAUAUUGAUAAAUUUUACAAGCACAAAAAAUACAGCCGUCACAGGAAGCGCGGCGGAUCCACCGAAAUGAGCAGCGAACCAGAAAGUAAAACAUCUAAACUUGAUGGAACCAAACGGGAUGAAUCUCCAUUUUCUGUCUCGUCCUCGGUUAAUUCCGGAGUUUUAUUCCGAGACUGUGAAUCUUCAUGCCAACAUUCAGAAGAUUCCAGCAACUCCUUCAAACAGCCUGGGGACAAACCGGACGAUAAAGCUGGCGGAGGUCAGGGCGACCCCAAGUUUGAUGACGGCAGCGAAGACGGGAAAUCUGGGAAGAAAAACAAUUCAUCGGAGGGUGGGACUAAAUUUAAGUGGGAUCGGUUGACUCGCAGUCAGGCAGGCAAAGUGACCCAGUCUUCAAGCUACUCAUCCUAGUAGGACGUUCUCCCGACCUAUUUGCUAUUGUUAUCCUCUGUGCCAUUAGUUUAUGCUCAAAUAUUUUACUUUGAUGUCUUUAUAACGUGAUUGGAUUUAUUAAAAUACAUACAUAUUAUGUAAUAUAUAUAUAUAUAUAUAUACAAAUAUACAUAUUGUAUAAUUACAAGUACAGUAUAGAUGUGUAUGUAUUUAUAAAUUCAACACAAACAUAAUGUUCAUGUACUCUGUGGUAUAACUAGUCACAGUCAUAUUGAAUAACUAAGGGGAAGUAAGCCAAGUCUGAAGGGAAAUAAUUCAUGUGCCAUAAAAGUCACACUACUGCUGUAGAAAGCAAACUUUCAUGUGUUUCUCCUCCUGUUUGUUGUAUCCUGUUUGUGGAUCUUGUUUUUGUGGAUUAAGCACCAUAGGAUUUGUGUUGAUGUUGUUAUUUCAACUUAUAUUCUCUUAUUAUAAUUUAAUUAUAGGAAUGGGUAGACUUAUAUGGAGACCAAUUUGAGACAAUUUUUUUUGUUUCUGUUCAUUAAUUAAGAAAUGCUAAAUAUGUUUUAUUGUUUGUAUUCAGAAGUGAUUUGAUGUGUUAAGAAUAUUGUUAUGUGUUUAUCUGCUGAUAGAAAUAUUUACCAAAAAAAUGUUUCUCACAAAGGCUAGGUAAUAGAAAAGACAGAUAAUCUUAUAAUGUAUAUAAUAAUAGAAUUACCUAAUGCUGUGGUCUAUACGCAACACUCAUAUGUAAUGAAGAUCCUUUUACAUUAAAUUGUUGUGUUUGUAAAGCGUUUGAUUUUUUACAGGUUCAAGCUAGGAAACACAAUUAUUUUCAAGUGUAAUUGUUAAAAUAAGGUGUUCUAAUUAUAUGUCUUAAUUACUAAGCUCUGGUUUCUACUCACAAUGAUAUAGUUCAUGUGUUACUUUAUUUUUGGAGUUUUUUCUUGGUUCUCUGCGGCAUUAGAAAAGAUGAUAUUUUGGCCUACCAUAGUUUUUAAUUCAUUAUUGAUUCAGUUUUUUUAUCUACCAUAGCAAUUAAAUUAAUUUAGAAUUUUAUUUCAAUUGUAAUUAAAAUUCUUAAUCUAAAAGAUAGUAGGUUGUUUUUGUCACUUAGAGAAUUUUAAAAAGGAGUAUAUUAUUGUCAUUUCUAGAAUUUAAAAUUGUAUAUUUUUUGGUGACUCCUCAAAAGGUAUAUAUUUGGUCUACAAUAUUUAUUAAAGUAGCAUGUUAUUUCAUCUAGCCUGGUUACCAAGUGUGAAUAAGUUUUUAGGUCUGCUUAAAUUAAAUUAGAAAUGCUAAUUAAAAGAGAAUAUGAACACAUUUGUAACAGCUUCUAUACUAUCAAAUGACGCAUAAUUGCAUAAAUUUGUCUCUGUUCACAAUGCUUCAAAGCUAUGCUAAAAACUCUUACAAAAAGGUCCAUGGAAGUUGUUUAGAAUAAAUUUAGUUAAAUUACUUUUAUCCGAUACCAGUAUGUUUUUAGAGAAAUUAUUUGGCUAUGGAGUAAAACAAAAGUUUUGAAUAAAACUUGAAUAACAAAAAGUUAGAUGCUAUUUGGACUAGUGUUACAAAUAAACAGAGCCAGCAGUUAUUGUUCUCUAUUUUACUUAUGUGAUUCAUGGGUCAGUUUUUAAAUAGUCCCCAAAUUAAUGGUUCGGUAUAAUAUUUGUGAUUCAGGCCCACCCCCCACAUUAGUUCAAGGAUGGUGCCAUAUUCAUACGACAGGGCCCACCAUAAAUGGUUCAUUACAGUACUUGCAACAAGAGACUAACUACCACGGGGUGUUUCGGUAUGUUGGUUAUAUUUCAGAGCAUCACACCCCCCCCCCCCAAUUCCAUUUCUCUGGUUGUUUAUAGUGAAGUUUUGAUCUGAAAUGUUCACGGAAUGUUUUAAUGAUGUUGCUUCUUGAAUUCUGUGUGGUAUUGAGUAUGGCUAGUGGAUACAUACCCAUGUACAUAGUGGAUGUAUAUCCAUCAGCUUUUUCUUUUGUGUUCCACCACGGUGUGUGUGGGAAGUGGGUGGUUGAUUUUUGUGUUGGUGGACAGUGGAUUCUAGUUAGUCGUGAUGGGUGAGAGUGGGUUUUUUUCCUCUAUUUCCACCAUUUGUAAAUAUCAACCACAGUUGAAAGGACCUGCUAUGGUAAAAGGUCCUGCUGUAGUUGAAGGUCCUGUUAUAGUUGAAGGUCCUGCUAAAGGGCUGGUAAGUAGGUCACCAACCAGUUCUACUGCUCAUGCAGGUUUUAUUGAGCCGUAGAACUAUUUAGUUACUUACCAGCCCUAUAGUUGAUACAACUGAUAAGUUUUUUUUUGUUUCACUGCUUAAGGGCAAUAGUUCUAUCCAUUUUCUAACAUGGAUAUUCUGCUGUUCAAGUGAAUCUGCUCAAAUUUUCAUUCUUUUUUUUUAAAUCGUCUUCGUAUCAUAUUUUCUGCUUUCCAAGUCAUGUACAAAAAAUGUUCAGCAAGUUCCAGUUUCGUUUGUUUAAAUAUUACGGUAAUAUUAAUUUUUUAAUAUAAAACAUUACGGUAGUAUGAAUUAUUAAACAUAGAACAUUACGGUAAUAUGAAUUAUUAAAAAUAGAACAUUGCGGUAAUGUGAAUUAUUGAAUAUAGUACAUUAAGGUAAUACGAAUUAUUGAAUAUAGUAUAUUACGGUAUUAUGUAUUAUAGAAUAUAGAACAUUACGGUAAUAUGUAUUAUUGAAUAUAGUACAUUAAGGUAAUAUGAAUUAUAGAAUAUUGAACAUUACGGUAACAUGAAUUAUUGAAUGUAAAAUAUUAUGGUAAUAUGAAUUAUUGAAUGUAAAACAUUAUGGUAAAUUGAAUUAUUGAAUAUAAAACGUUUGAUUGAAAAUUCCUUUGAAUCUGCUUUGAUUAUUUUAAUGCUUAUUUUCUCCAAUGUUUGUUUACUAUGGUUGACUAGACAAACCUGUGUUAUAAAUAGAUGUGUGGAUGGAUUCCACAAACAAAAUAAAACAUUUUGAA